CCCGUGGGUCGGGAGAUAUGGCGGCUUAGUGCGUUUCAUAUAGAAGUCAGUGCCAUGAAGGCCGGCGAUGGCGGCUCCUGUCACCAUGAAGAGGGGAAGGGACCCGGGGGGUGUGACGUGUGCUGCACGGGAGCGACCCCGGGAGUGCGGGAGACGGUGCAGGAGAUGGACUUCCAGAGAGGUAUAUGGUCGGCUGCUAUGGAUGGAGACCUGAGGAGAGUGCAGCGCUUUAUUGAGAAGGGCACUGAUCCCAACCUGGCUGAUAAUUUUGGCUACACAGCUCUGCACUAUAGCAGUCGGCACGGUCACUUGUCAGUGUGCAGAUUUCUUUUGGAGAGCGGGGCUGACAGUAAUUCGCAGACACAUGGGGGCAGUACGGCUCUGCACCGUGCCGCAUACUGUGGACACCUCCAAGUAGUCCAGCUGUUACUGGAGAAUGGCGCUGACCCCACGAAGAUAGACUCGGACAGGAGGACUGUGCUGCACAAGGCAGCAGAAGGUGGUCACCGGGAGUUGUCUCUCUUUCUUCUACGUCACUGUAAAGGUCUCCUGGAUUUAAAGGACUGCAGAGGACACACAGCUGCAGACCUGGCUCCAUCCGGUAUUGCCGAUGUGUUUUCAUCUUGAGAGUAUGUUCAGACGUAGGAUUUUGGACAUCGCAGUUUGACUGUGCCAAAAAUGUACAGGUCCGUUGUUGGCGAGGACCCCUCACAAAGCUGUUCCCGGAGCUCAUUCAAUGGCCGCUGCAAAAACCCCAGAACCGUGCAGCAGUUUCUGCCGCGAGAUAUGCUGAGGAUUUUGUCGCCGACUGAAAUCCUCCAUGUGAACCCACCCCGAGACUUCAGGGUCCGUAUUAUGUUCAGUGACCAUCACAA
Messenger RNA from Bufo bufo (common toad), 875 nucleotides. RefSeq names its product ankyrin repeat domain 39 (gene ANKRD39). The record is from RefSeq and is a predicted model, not a curated record. The coding region runs from base 55 to 627 and encodes 190 amino acids. Gene Ontology annotation, biological process: piRNA processing. Gene Ontology annotation, cellular component: pi-body. Gene Ontology annotation, molecular function: protein binding. The transcript has 4 exons. NCBI's taxonomy places the organism in Eukaryota, Metazoa, Chordata, Amphibia, Anura, Bufonidae.